Molecule: messenger RNA, 460 nt
Organism: Vicia villosa (hairy vetch)
Lineage: Eukaryota; Viridiplantae; Streptophyta; Magnoliopsida; Fabales; Fabaceae
Product: BAG family molecular chaperone regulator 6-like
Exons: 1
Coding region: 41-445 (134 amino acids)
Biological process (GO): protein folding
Cellular component (GO): plasmodesma
Molecular function (GO): protein-folding chaperone binding
Source: RefSeq, a predicted model, not a curated record
AGAAAUAGCUUGUGAAACAAGAAACACUCCUUCGAACAGCAUGACAGACAAGACUGAGCCAUGUUCGCCAAUUCAGGUAUCCCAAACAAAGACUGAUGAAAACAUGGCCGCAAACACAGCAAUUCAUGAAGAUGGUAAAGAAGAAAGACGAGUUUUAUUGGAUGCAGAUGCUGCUGUUGUGAUACAAACUGCUUAUCAUGGUUAUCUAGUACGAAAAUCACAGCCAUUAAAGAAACUGAGGCAGAUAGCUGAAGUCAGUAAAGAGGUGACUAAUGUUAAGGAUCGCAUUGAGGCUUUUGGAGAUUCUUCUAAUCUUCAAAUUGAUGACAAGGAGAAAGUUGCCAUUGGAGAGACCAUAAGGAGACUAUUGUUGAAAUUGGAUACUAUACAGGUAUGUGAAUCUGAGAUAGCUAACAAAUUUCACUAUCUGGUCUAUUAUAAAUGAUGUCUGAUAUGGUUU